This is a messenger RNA of Rotaria sordida, 945 nucleotides long. The record is from the annotation of a GenBank genome assembly. Lineage: Eukaryota; Metazoa; Rotifera; Eurotatoria; Philodinida; Philodinidae.
AUGAAAACUACCAUUAAAAAUUAUAUUAAAAGUUGUUUAAAAUGUCAAAAGUUUAAUAUUGAACGUCGUAAAGGUCCUGGUUUAUUACAUCCUGUAGAAGCACCAUCUGGUCCUUUCCAGUUAAUUGGUAUUGAUUAUACAGGUCCUUUUCCAACAACACCUCAACGAAAUAAAUAUGUCUUAGCAAUUACUGACUAUUUUACCAAAUGGGUUAUUGCUAUUCCUUUACCAAAUCAAACAGCCCGAACAACAGCUGAAGCUUUAUAUGAACACUAUAUAUGUAUUUAUGGUGUACCAAUGAGAAUUCUUUCUGAUCAAGGUUCGCAUUUCAAUAAUGAAUUGAUGGUUGCAUUUACUCAAUUAUUAGGUUGUCAUCACAUAAAAUCAACUCCGUAUCAUCCACAAACAAAUGGUGCUAUUGAGAGAUUUAAUGCAACCUUUGAACGUCAAUUAGCAAAAGUAACUGAUCAACAAAUUAAUGAUUGGGACAUUCAUCUGAAAUCAAUAACGUUUGCGUAUAAUACAGGACAGCAUGCGACAACAAAACUUUCACCAUAUCAAUUACAAUUUGGUCGAAAUCUUACAUUACCACCUGAUAGACCAAGAAGAUAUUACGAAUUUUCGAAACCAAAUGAUUAUUUUCAUUAUUUUAAACAAACAUUGAAGAUUUAUUAUAAAUAUGCCAUCAUGAACAGCAAACAACAACAGCAAAUCUAUAAGAAAUAUUUCGAUCAUAAUCGUCCUGAUAUCCACUAUUCAACUGGUGAUCAAGUAUUAAAACGAAUUUCAAUUAAUCGUUCAAAAUUAGCUACACUUUAUUCUAAUCCUAUGACGGUUAUUAAAGAAAUGCACCCGACUUACUUAAUCCAAGAUCCAACUGAGAAAAAAAUUUAUCAAGUUCAUGUAUCACAAUUACGUACUUGUAAUUCAAAUUAUAUACAGUAA